Messenger RNA from Xiphias gladius (swordfish), 1172 nucleotides. RefSeq names its product cilia and flagella associated protein 77 (gene cfap77). The transcript has 8 exons. The record is from RefSeq and is a predicted model, not a curated record. The coding region runs from base 377 to 1114 and encodes 245 amino acids. NCBI's taxonomy places the organism in Eukaryota, Metazoa, Chordata, Actinopteri, Istiophoriformes, Xiphiidae.
UUCUGAUGGUCCUUCUUGUUUCUGGUUCCGUGUCCAGUGAAGUCAAUAAAGUGGUGCUGAUGUUCCACCUUGUUGUGUCUGUUGUGUUGGAAAAGGUAGAAAUCUGCCGAGGAACCGGCAGUGAGCUCUCGCGCUGUACACCUUUAAUUUGAAAACCUUAAACUUUCAACAUCCGGUUCAACGUUUUUUCCCUGCUCCAACGUCACGUGUCCUGUUACCACAGCAACGGAGCAGCUCGACGCGGAGGGGAUACACAAACUCAGGUUUAGAGCAACGUGCCGUCCAACAUCCGGGAUCGCGUGAAUCCGGCUCAGCGAACCGUGUGUCGGUGUGAAUCGGCGAGACAUCCAGCCUUCAUCAUCCUCCGUCUGGAAACAUGUCAUCACCGAGGGUGGGCGUGGUCAGAGACUCCAUGCUGACCAAUCCGCUGCUGAUCAAGGCGUCUCUGGGUCAGACCAGGUCCAGAGGUCUGGCAGUCCCUGGUCCAGAUUUCACUUUUGGAACCGGCAGCUCGCUGAGAGACGGAGGCGUGGCUGAGGUUCUGUCCAGUUGGAGGGUCCAGUCCAGACGUGGAGACUCUGCUCCUCAUCCACCGGCCGUUCCGGACUUUGUCUCUCUGAACCGGGACGCGGUGAAGUCCGGUCUGGUGACGUCCAAAGAGCUGAGUCAGUACCGGGCCCGGGGGGGCGGGGCCAAGACAAAGCUCCCCUCCCCCAAGCGGCGGGAGGGCGGGGCUCCACGGCACCCGGCGGCGCCUGACGUCACUUUUGGAGUCACAACGAGGGCGGCGUCCCCUCUGUCAGACCUCCUCUCUCAUCAGUACGCCCGCCGCUGGUUGGACGAACAGCUGAGCAGGAAUCAAACCAGCGACCACAAACAGCUGCACAGGAUUAAACCAGGUUGUGUUCCAGACACCAGGACCAGCCUGCUGAGGAGAGGCAGAGCUCUGCCUGUCACACAAACACCAUUCAGACUGCCACACUUUGCACAGGUUCCUCCUGCUCUGGACACCUUCAGGGACCAGGAGGCUCGUCUCCGGGCGUUCAGGGCUCAUCAGUCAGACUCUGUGUCCAGGAGAGGGCAUCAGGGUCUGGGCACAUACAGUCUGGACUGACCUGAGAACCAAACAGACUGAAUCCGCCUCAGACCAUCUCAACAUUGAGGAAAAUAAA